AUGGGUGAUUAUAAAAAGAAUAAAGUACUCCGGUCGACUGAAAUUCAUAAAUUGAACGAAAUAUACGAUGUUGCUCUGAAAGUUAAUGCCGAAGAUGAAAGUUUUUAUCCCAUUCUUGAAGCUAUGUAUAAAGAACUUGAGGAAACUCGAACAAAUUUUUAUAAACUUCACAAUAAAAUUAUAUCAAUCAUAUGUGAUAAGCAAAAUGCGGAUGAACUAUUCAAGAUUGAGGAUGAUUUUCGAAAAAAAAUCGAUAUUCAAUAUUAUAGAAUUCAAGCUAUUUAUACGCAACGUUUAAUGAAGCCGACGACACAAUCUGUGGCUAUACCGGGUGAACAAUUGCCCAUCUCUGCAUAUUUAAAUUUACCCAAGCCUGAGUUACCGACAUUUAGCGGAGAAGUUACCGAGUUUCGGAGUUUUCUCGAUCAAUUUGAUGCGCGUGUUCAUACGGUCCCCCACUUAAAAGCGAUUGACAAAUUUAACCUAUUAGUUUCUUGCUUGAAAGGUGUCGCUCGGGACGCUAUCGACCAUUUGGAUAUCACAGCAGAUAAUUACACAAUUGCUUACGAUUUACUAAAAGAAAGGUUCAAUAAUGUGAGAGUUAUUGCUUCAAAUUUAUGCAAUAACCUCGAAUGCUCACCCAAACUUACCUCAGAUAAUUCAAAAGAGUUACGCUCUUUAUUAGAUACGUUUUCAAAAAAUGUCGCAGCUUUGCAAAAACUAGGGUUACCCACGGAACACUGGGACUUUAUACUUGUUCAAUUGAUGUUGAAAAGACUCACGGUUUCUCGAUUACACGAUUUGAACUUCAUCACAACGACAGUACUAUUCCAAGUUAUGCUAAAUUAA
This is a messenger RNA of Cylas formicarius (sweet potato weevil), 849 nucleotides long. RefSeq lists its product as uncharacterized. The record is from RefSeq and is a predicted model, not a curated record. NCBI's taxonomy places the organism in Eukaryota, Metazoa, Arthropoda, Insecta, Coleoptera, Brentidae. The transcript has a single exon. The coding region runs from base 1 to 849 and encodes 282 amino acids.